UCUGAUGUCACCGCUGUGGUCCUGCCUCUAGAGUGGAGCAGCAGGCGAAGGGUUGGGUGCUGCUCAUUGUACCCUGGUAAUGGCUUGCACCUCCUGCUAGGAUCUUCCCUGGUCGCUUCAUUUCCCCGGUCACACACAAACCACUGCAGAAAGAAGCGAAGAUGUCUGACGAUUUCGGCUUCUUCUCCUCCUCCGAGAGCGGGGCUGCCGCAGAGACAGAAGAGGACCCAGCCGCCGCUUUCCUGGCCCAGCAGGAAAGCGAAAUUGCUGGCAUCGAGAAUGACGAAGGAUUCGGGGCAGUGCUGGUGGGCAGCCAGGCGUCCUCUAUGGAGCAGUCCGAUCUGGUGGGAUUUGAUGACCUAGUGACCACUCCGGUUAAUGGGGACAUAGGCCAGGAGUCCAAUGGAUUCAGUGAUGGAUAUGCAGCUAUAGCGCAGGCUGAUAGACUAACCCAGGAACCUGAAAGCCUUCGUAAAUGGAGAGAGGAACAGAAGGUGCGCCUGGAGGAAUUGGAUGCAGCUGCCAAGGUGACCGAACAGGAAUGGAGAGAGAAGGCCAAGAAGGACCUAGAAGAGUGGUACCAACGGCAGAGUGAGCAAAUAGAAAAGAAUAAGGUUACAAACAGGGCGUCGGAUGAAGCACUGGUGUCAGAAACCAAGGAUGAAGAAACCGGGACCGAAUGGGAACGUGUUGCCCGCCUUUGUGAUUUCAACCCCAAGAGCAGCAAGCAGUCUAAAGAUGUGUCUCGUCUGAGAUCUGUACUUAUCUCCUUGAAACAGACGCCGCUAUCUCGCUAGUUUUCUCAUCCAACCUCCCCCUUCUCACCUCCCUGCUUCACACCAAAGAAACCAUCCUUGCAGGUCUGAGGCCCAUUCACUUAUGCCCUUAAUGUUAACAAGAUCCUGUCCCUGAUACUGUCCCCUGCAGAACUGUCAAUGCAAUCUACAUGCCAGAUCUGAUGUCAUUCACUUACUCUAUUAGGUUCAUAUUUAGGAUAUUGAGGCAGUGAUAAUGGGAGCAUGCGGUGUCUGUGAGCUUUUUGCUUGGGGAGAUUUGUGUUCUUUUCUGUCUGUGCGCCGGGCUUUUAACAAUGCUUGUCUACAUAUUUUAAAAUAAGGUUUUCUGGAAGUGAAAAGCCUAUCUGCAAGGAGAUUGCACAUUAAACUCUUAAAAAGAUGGGGUUACAAUGUACUGUAAUUCCCCAUGAUUUGGGGUUAAAUCAAUCUAUGCACAUACUGUAUGAGGCACAAUGCAGAAGACGCAAACUGAUGCGAAAGACACAACCCAUCAAUAAACCUAUUUCAUCAUA
This is a messenger RNA of Bufo bufo (common toad), 1309 nucleotides long. It is a transcript of the gene CLTB, whose product is annotated as clathrin light chain B. The record is from RefSeq and is a predicted model, not a curated record. Gene Ontology annotation, molecular function: structural molecule activity; clathrin heavy chain binding. The transcript is spliced from 5 exons. Bases 162 to 797 code for a protein of 211 amino acids. Gene Ontology annotation, cellular component: clathrin coat of trans-Golgi network vesicle; synaptic vesicle membrane; postsynaptic endocytic zone cytoplasmic component. Lineage: Eukaryota; Metazoa; Chordata; Amphibia; Anura; Bufonidae. Gene Ontology annotation, biological process: clathrin-dependent endocytosis; intracellular protein transport; clathrin coat assembly.